ACUACAACUCCCAGAAUUCAGCGCGAAGCGGAGCGUGACCUACGUGUGUCGACGCCGUGGUGUAGUCGGACCAUGGCGUUGUACGGCUAUGUGUACACCGCUGUAUGUGUGACAGGUUAGCAUCAGAAAAAAACACCUCCGGACAGACGCGUCUGCGCACUGUUAUCUGCUGACAGCGGCGGCAGGCUGAGGAAUAAAGAUGGGGUCCAGAAUCAAAGAGAGCCCUGAGUCCACUUUUGAGGUCUAUAUGGAGGUGGACCAUCCAGGCACACAAAGCUCUGGGCCGGAGGUGAGGAGGCAGUUCCCUGAAGACUACACAGAGCAGGAAACUCUACUGACUGUGCCCAAGUUCUGCUUCCCCUUCAGCAUGGACAGCCUCACGGUCAACCAGGUUGGCCAGAACUUCACAUUCGUGUUGACUGACAUUGAGAGCAAACAGCGAUUUGGCUUCUGUCGCCUCUCCUCAGGUGCACACACCUGCUACUGCAUUCUAAGCUACUUGCCCUGGUUUGAAGUCUUCUACAAACUGCUUAAUAUCCUGGCAGAUUACACCAUCAAAGGCCAGGAAAGCCAAUGGCAAGAGCUCCUGGUGUCACUACAUACGCUCCCCAUCCCCGAGCCUGGAGUUCCUGUUCAUCUGGGUGUGCAUUCCUUCUUCACUGUGCCUGACAUGAGGGAACUCCCCAGCAUACCUGAGAAUAGAAACCUAACAGAGUACUUUGUAGCAGUAGAUGUCAAUAACAUGCUUCACCUGUACGCUAGUAUGCUUUAUGAGCGCCGAAUCCUCAUCUGCUGUAGCAAACUAAGCACUUUAACAGCAUGUGUCCAUGGGUCUGCAGCCAUGUUGUAUCCAAUGCACUGGCAACAUGUUUACAUUCCUGUCCUGCCUCAGCAUCUAUUAGACUACUGCUGUGCUCCAAUGCCCUACCUCAUCGGAGUACAUUCCAGCCUGAUGGAGAAAGUUCGAGGGAUGGCUCUUGAUGAUGUGGUGGUCCUCAACGUGGACACUAACACCUUGGAAACCCCCUACGAAGACCUCCAGAGCCUGCCCAAUGAUGUGGUUUCAUCUCUAAAAAGCCGUUUAAAGAAGGUUUCGACAACAACGGGAGACGGCGUGGCUCGAGCCUUCCUCAAGAGUCAGGCCGCUCUGUUCGGCAGCUACAGGAACGCUCUGCAGAUUGAGUCGGGCGAACCAAUAACAUUUAAUGAGGAAACUUUUGUGAACCAUCGAUCCAGUGCCAUGAGACAGUUCCUCCAGAAUGCUAUUCAACUGCAGCUCUUCAAACAGUUCAUUGACGGUCGUUUGGACUUGUUGAACGCAGGAGAAGGUUUCAGUGACAUCUUUGAGGAAGAGAUCAACAUGGGUGAAUAUGCAGGCAGUGACAGGAACUACCACCAGUGGCUGUUCACUGUGAAGAAAGGGGGCGGGGCCAUCUUCAACACAGUGAGGACCAAGGCAAACCCAGCCAUGAAGACCGUUUACAAGUUUGCUAAGGACCAUGCAAAAAUGGGCAUCAAGGAAGUCAAGAGCCGGCUAAAGCAGAAGGAACAGGCAGAGAAUGGCUUCUCCACAGCAGGGUCGGCAGUCAUCGACGACGACACCACAGCAGGGUUUACCUCCACCAGUACGGUCAGGCGGGAGGGACCACUGCGAACCUGGGACGACCACAGACCAAUCACUGUGCACUUUGGACAGGCUCGGCCACCGAUGCUGUUAAAGAGACCGAGCAGCAAUGUGAGUCUGGAAAGCAGCGUUGACCACUCUAUCCGUCCUACUCGUCACUACACAGUCUUUCUCUCUGAGGAUUCGUCCGGUGACGAGCUCCAGUAUGACGAGGACUCCAUCUCUGGGUUUCCUGACAGCUUUCUCUUCUCCGUCCCUUUUGAGUGGUCACCUCUGCCACAGCCAUAUCGCUCCCUGAAGGAGGCUGAGCUAAUGGAAGGGGACGAUCCUGGUUUCGGGGCAGAAAGUCACACUGCCCCUCCCAGCCCAGUUACUGAGAAGUUCUCCAAUGUCAACCUGCUGGGUGAUAUCUUUGGCUGCCAGGAUGAGCCUGACAACCAACCAAUUACCCUGGCUAAAAGUCUCGAGGACCUGAGAACUCCCAAAGACUCUGAGGAGCUACAAGCCAAGUUCACCUACCAGCGGAUGGACCUGAGUGUCAGUGAACACUCACGAACGCUUCCAGGCCUCAAGCUCUCCAACCCCUACAACAAGCUGUGGAGUAUAGGGCAGGAUGAAGCAACCUUGCCUGUAUGUGUGCCUCCUACCAGUGAUAGACCUCCAUCUGUCCAACUUCCUGUGCUGACCGAAGCCCACUCCCCUAGCCGUGAGAUCUUGGGCCUAGGUCUUGACCGUUCAGACCCCUCUACAUCUGGCAACAUCACCAUUCCACGUCCCCACGGAAGGAAGACGCCUGAGCUUGGUACUGUCCUUGCACCCCCCCAGGCCCAGUCACGGUCUAAACCAGCAAGAGCUGGUGAAGGAAGGACUACGUCAGGGGGGCAAGAGUUUAGACAAGCCCUGAGCAUGACCACAGAUGGAGACCUGCUGAAGCCCUCCAAGGUUACAGAAGACAAUAUAGAUCUGAUAAGCCUUCUAGACCCCCUUAAUACAUCAGCACAGACCAGUUCCACUUCAGUGAGUGAUGGGGGAGAAAUCGGUGUGUCGUCAUCUUCAUGCAAACCAACCCUUCCACCCAGGCCUUACCCACAGGGCUUGCCUCCUUUCCCCCUACAUGCUCACAUAUCAGUCAACCCUUUUGCCCAGUCUCUCCAGCACACCUCUCCUCAAAUGCAUUACUCGCCGACUGUAAGUGGUAAUCCCUUCAGUGCAGUCUACAGGCCUCCAGCAGGCACUUAUUUACACACUCCACCCCAGCCACAGUCUUUUGCCACACUGCCGGGGCUCUACAGACAGCAUUCGCCAGGCAGUUCAACCCUGCCACCCAACUACGGACUGCUCCAGUCAGCCUUCCCCUCCUCAGUUACAUCCCUGUCCCACUCCUCUGCCAGCAAUCACGCCCUUUCCAGUCUGGUGGAUUCAAUUUCUUUGCCCAGUUCGGCCCCCAACAAAUUGGCAAAGCCGCAUCAUGCUGAGGAAGACGGCAAAAAGACUCAGGAUCCUUUUGGCGACCUGCUGACUAUGGCCAAGCCAGCUACGCCCCAAAAAAAGAAGGUGGAAGACCUUCGGAGGAGGUGGGAAACAUUUGACUAAAUCCUGUGAAUAUGCACUGAGUUGCCCCUCUCUGUAACUACUCGAACUUCUCUCAUUACUGGACUGGGACCUUCUGUUGAACUUAGCGGUGCGUUAGCUCUAAUGAGCACUGGCUCAGUAUAAGAAGAAUAACUUAAACUGAGAUUAAAGAUGCUAUGCUGCCUUCAAAUACUACUUGAGAGUUCUGUUAGAUUCUUCCUAUCCAAUAUUCCAACAUUAAGAAUUAUUUAACAUUUCAAAACCGUGCUGAAGAAUGAAAAAAAGAGUAGUGGACAACAUCUGGGGGCCCUGACAAGUUAAGUCCCAGCUUGAAACAAUUGGAAACGUUUGAUUACAAAUUAAGGAGCAGUUCAUACAACAGACUGUACAUACAACAUUUACAGGCAUUGUUACACAGCUAGCUAGUUAAAAUGUGUUAGGAAACAUUAGCUCAUUAGGCUUACAUUACUUCCUUUCAUAGUAAACUUAAGUUGCUUUCUUUCACUGGAAACAAUGAAGGUGGCAACAGCAACUUUAGAACACCGAAUCCCUUAAACACCCAAUAUUACAGUUAUAAUCCUUAAGAUUUUCAUAUCUUAACCAAUAUUUAUUCUGUUGUUUUUAACUAGUCAUUUCAUGUAUAUGGAUUCUACAAUAACCUCUCUACAAAGUAUCCUUCAUUGUCAUAACGCUUUUACCAAUAUGUACCGAUGCACACAGGAUUCAUAGUAAACUGUACAUUGGACGUGAUGCAGAAGGCAGUGUUGGAUCAUGAGCUCAGUUUAACGUCAUCUUUAGUCUUCUUUAUGAAAAUAACAGUGACAUAUAGAAUCCUCUCAGUCCACAGUGUAUUUGGCUACAGUGUAAACAGAUACACCAGUUCUUGUUUUUGUGUAUUUGCUGCCCCCAGUAGUCAAUGCACCUCAGUAACUACAGGUGUCACCAAAACAACCAGGACUGAAAUCAUAAAGAUCAUAACUUCCUAUAAUACACUUUGUAAGUGAUGUAUUUAUAUAUGAUGAAAACAUUUUUACUGUGAUUUAUUACUUUGGUUACAGACUCAUAUGAUUUUGUGCAUAUGGAGAACAGCUGUGCAAAUACAUUAGUAGUGAUGCAUUAUUAACUCCGACAGAAGGUCCUGAUCCAUUUGGUGGGAAUGCUGGGAAAUAUGGUGAAACCUCCCCCUCCCUCCACAGACACACAUGCACUCACCACCCCUCCCCCCAGCUACCCUCAGCUCUGCUGCUGACCAGUGACAAACAGGAGUGUGGACUGCCUCAUCAGCACACAACACUUGAACUCACCUGUUACCUGUCUAAGGAUUUGUCUUUGCAUAUUUAUGUGUUGUUUCAUUCCCCCCACCCCCCGCCCCCACGUUACACACAAUGCCGGCCUUGCUUCAAGAUGUUCAGAUGCCAACUGUUCUCAACCCGCCGCCACUCGCCACUUGCUACUCGCUAACCGCUAAUACAGUUAAUUGCACAACACCCUCCUCAUGUCAUCUGCCUUCAAAGCCACCACAUUAGCGUAGUGCUCAGUAUAGAUCCGUAUAGAUUUGUGACUUUUAAAAAACAGCACGCAGUAUUUCCUGAAAGAGGAUAGAUGACACAUUCACAACAGCCUAUGUCUUAAUGAUGUCAACUUGUACGAUUAGCUUGUAUUAUUACUAGUAGCUAGUCUGCUAUAGUUGAUUAACAUGCUAAUGGCAUUAUGGUACUGUAGCUACAAAGUGUGGUGCAUCUCAAUCACGCAGUUAGUUCACCUAUUGAUGUUUUUAUAGUAGCUUCAUGCACAGUGCUGUUGUUUAGUUUUCGGGUUUUUCAGGUUUAUUUUGGCCUUCAUGAUAAAACCCAUCUUUCUCUAGCUCAUCUCACUGGCCUGUGAAAAUGUGUUGCCUCCUACUGUUUUCUAAAAAACCUCCAAGCCUACAAUAGACAUUGUAUUAUCCCUAAAAAUGAUUUUAAGCAUUUCUGUCUAAUUAAAUAUGUUGGGACACUUCAUUAUAUAUUCUGUUGUUUUAAAGAGUCCUUUUGCCAAUUCUGCUGCUGAUACAUAUAUGCACUCAAAUGAUUUCCUUCUAUUUUUGUUGUUUUUCUGUUGUUGUUUUUUUCUUGUUUUUGCCUUUAGUGAAGUAUUAUUUUUGUGUUUGAUGACAGUGAUUGGCUAAUGAAUUUCAGGUUGCUUACACUUGAUUUCAAUUGUGCAUAAAGAGCAAAAAUCAUUGUUCUCACAGUUUUCGCCACCAGCGUCUAUUUCAGGGGGGCAGGAGGGGUGUCCAUGUUGAAUGCCAAAAAAAAUCCUAAUCACUUCAAAGUGCUGUCAGGUCUGGUUGCUGCUGUGUGUGUGUGUGUGUGUGUGUGUGUGUAUGUGUGUGUACAGAUGACACUAUAUUUGUUGUAUGACUAAUAAAGCAGUGGUGGCUAGUAUCCUGCUGCACUGCACUGUUUGAAAUACACAUACUUUAUCCUAACAUGUCAGAGUAACUUGGUUAUAAUUCCACAUGCAGGACAUUUUCAUGAAUUGGUCUUUUUUUUCCAAAGAUGACUGUGUACAUCCAUCUAUUGAUCCAUAGGAGGAAGUCAGCAACUUUAUAUUUUCAGGACAUUUGACAUUGAUAUUUGUGUUCCCCAUAUGAUGAACUGAUUAUUGAAAUUGGAUACUCACAUUUCCACUUGCUGUCCACUUUGGACUCUAUAAUAUCAACAACGGUCUCUUCUAGACACUAACUUUCUUACCUUUACUUUAACACCAC
Scomber japonicus (chub mackerel) is the source of this 5948-nucleotide messenger RNA. RefSeq names its product DENN/MADD domain containing 1A (gene dennd1a). Gene Ontology annotation, cellular component: clathrin-coated vesicle; cytosol. Lineage: Eukaryota; Metazoa; Chordata; Actinopteri; Scombriformes; Scombridae. The transcript is spliced from 23 exons. The coding region runs from base 200 to 3217 and encodes 1005 amino acids. Gene Ontology annotation, molecular function: phosphatidylinositol phosphate binding; guanyl-nucleotide exchange factor activity. The record is from RefSeq and is a predicted model, not a curated record. Gene Ontology annotation, biological process: endocytosis; endocytic recycling.